Messenger RNA from Trypanosoma theileri, 3147 nucleotides. RefSeq lists its product as uncharacterized. Lineage: Eukaryota; Euglenozoa; Kinetoplastea; Trypanosomatida; Trypanosomatidae. The record is from RefSeq and is a predicted model, not a curated record. The coding region runs from base 1 to 3147 and encodes 1048 amino acids. The transcript has a single exon.
AUGUCAGUGGAUUCUGGUAACCGAAAUUUGUUGAAUUCCUCUACUGUUAGAAGUGGACGAGGUGUUAGUCCAAUGAGUCUCAGUGAUGCUGGAGAAACGCAGAAAGGUACAACAAAUGGUUCUACUUUUUCUGUAUAUCCAAGAAAGAAAAAUAAUCAUAUUAUUUAUCAAAAAUUAGGCAAAUUAGAUCCGUUGAGAGUAUCUCAGUUUGUUAACACUACUCAAGAGGGAGAUACCGAUUCUGUACAAGAGUUGUUAGCUAAACAAAAUUCAUCUAAAGAACACUUAUCUACAGUUAGAAGAGAAAAGACUCAUGAAGUUGAAUCAUUUAUGCUAGUAAAUUGUGCGAAACAUGUUCAGGAACCACAACGUGGUUCCAAUAUAAUGAAAGCUAUAGAUGACUUGGGAAAACUUUAUCCUUCUUUGUCAGGUAUUUUUCUGACCUUAAGACGUUAUGUGAAGGAUGUUACAUCAUCUAUUGAUGGUAUGCAGCAAUCUCACAAUUUGGAAAUAAAACAUUUGGAAGAAAAAAUUUACGAAAAGCAUGAAAAAUUCUUUGAAGAAAAAAUACUUCAACUUAUUCGUGAUAAGAGAAAGGCAGAAUCUGUAACCAAACAACUUCGUGAUGAAAUUUUAAAAUUAAGGAAAGAGCGAGAUGAAGAUCUUAUGAAAGUUAAAGAAACUGUUAUGACGCGAUUAAACGAUUGUGAAAGAAAAGAAGAUGAAUUUACUUCCUUUAGAAAACUUAUAGCAUCUGUUUUUAAAACGAAUGAGGGUCUUGUUAAUCGUGUUGAAGAUUUAGAGACACUCCUUCGAAAGCAUCGUAUUGAUAUUCCCAGGGUUAAUGAAGAUCUUUAUACCUAUAGUAAACCGAAAAAUGAAAAUUCUUCAAAGGCCCGAGAUGCUGAUGAUGUAAAGAAAGUUCAAGAUCAAGUACCUAUUAGUUUUAUGGAAGCAUCUCGAAAAGAGAUGAAUCUUGCACGUCUCUCGUUACAACGAGAACUUUUAAAUAGUGCUUUUGAUGAUAGGACAGCUUAUAGACUUCAGGUAAAUGGAUUACGGAAUGAAAAUUCUGCGCUUCAAAUGCAAAUUGAAUCAUUACAAAGUCAAGUUAUGGAUCUUGAAAGAUAUAUUCAUGAAAAACGUUUUUUGGCUCCCGGUCCAGACGAAACUGGUAUCCCACUAACUCCAAGACCAAGAGAUAUUCCUUUCGCUGUUCAAACAGAUCUUGGUAUAGAUUUAAAGAAAUCAACUGCAGAGGUUCUUUCAGAACUUGCUGCAGUUGGAACAAAUCUUAAACACCAACUUAAUUCAGCUGUUAUGACUCUUCGUCAAUUAUCAUCAAUAGUGGAAUGGAUAGAAAAUGAAACUAUGUUAAAAUCUGUAGAUCAAAGUAAUGCUCGAGGUGUACUUCCGACUUUUUCAACUGCGAUAUGGGACACAAUUCCUCAUUUUCUUCGAACCUAUGUUCAACCUGAUGUUCCUAAUCUUAAAUGGACUUCAACUGAAGUUGCAUCAAUUUUAUUCGAUUUUUUCUCAAAUUAUUUUUCAUUGCGAAAAUCUUGUCGUUUUACUCGAGAUUCAAAGAUGCUUACUCCUCGUGUAUAUCAAUUAUUUGAGAGGUGUCAAAAUCCAUUGGUUCGUCUUGAUGCAAGUACUCUUGAAAUUCAGCAAAGUGAGGAUAAUGUUCCAUUUGGUUAUGUUGUCUCUUAUUUUAUUGCACAAACACUUAAAAAAAGUAAUUCAGACCAUGGUACAAAUUUACUUCAACCAGGUACACUAAACCCAGCAUUUUUAUAUAAUGGUAAAAGUAUACCGGUAGAAAUGGAAUUUGGAAAAUAUGCUUAUAAUUUGUGGUAUUCUGCACAAUAUUAUAAGGAAGAAGAACCACUUUGUCAUUUAUUUGUUGAUAUUGUAGAUGGUAGAUUACCUAUUAAUCUUUUUGAGAUGAUGCAAAAAGUUUUACGAGUAGUAGAGGCACGUCUUCGUAAAUAUGAUGUGGAUGGAAGUAACUCUUUUACAUAUAAUAAAUUAGUUAGUUCUGUUCUUAAACUUGUUGCAGAUAUGGAUGCACAAAUUGGACGUUGUGCAAUUCUUGCAGUAAUGGAGACUUUUAGAUCAAAUAAUGCUCCCUUAAUUGGUGGUAGAAUUUUUAUUCCAGCUAUAUUAGCAGAUGAAUCAUGUGUAGAGAAAGAUAGUCCUAAACUUACUCGGCAUCGAUCAAUAGUAGGUAUGCGUAUUAUUCGUAAAGGUAAUAUCGUUGAACAACCUGAUGGAGCUUCAGUAUUAACACGUUUUUGGCGAAGAUUAAUUAUUAGACGUCAUGAAGAGAUUUACUCCUUAUUAGAAAAACUUCUUGGUCCACUUGUUGUGGAAAGUCAAGUGGUUAUUGGUUUAUUUUUACUUCCUAUUCCAAGUGCUUUAGAUGUUGUUAAAGAAUUUGAUGAAAAUGGGAUGAGUAUAUCUGAAGAUUAUCUGGCUUCAAGAAAUUCACUUAUUCCAAUGAGUUCUCAAUUAAGUUCUGUAGAAUCAACACAGAAUACGGAGGCACCAGAAGUUCCACGUUUUACAGAUAGAUACGUGAAAAUGCUUGCGGAACGAAGAACUUUAACUCAAGAUUUUAAAGGUGUUUCACUAGAACGUUUUCUUACAAAUAUAUUAGAAGGAGUUCAGCGACUAAGUCGAUCUGUUCACUUCCCAUUUAAUUCUGCACAACAAACUGAAGUAUCCUCAGUACCCCAACCAUCCCUUUUUACAGAUACAACAAAGGCAACCUCAGAAGGAAAGAAAUCUGGGCAAAAUAAAGAAGGUGGUGGCAACAAAAAGAAAAAUAAAUCUAAAGUAAAGGGUAAGAAAAAAAUAGCACAUUCCAAAACAAUGGAACGUAGGUUAAGUGUCUCAUCACAAUCUCCAGUUCCAGAAGCUGUACCAGAGGAUAUGACGUUAAACUCUGAUAGGGAAAUGGUGGAGUGGUAUGGGUUUUGUGCAACAAUGCGACAAAGUGUAUUUCUCUUUUCUGAAAAUAUCUUUCUUGAAGAACCUACUAAUCUCAUAGAGAGUAUAACCACAGUAGUUGAGUCGCGUGCAUUACCAGUGCUUUUGGCAGAAGAAGCAUCACCUUGCGAAAGUAAUAUUGGCACAGAGUAA